GCCCUCAUUGACGCUGUGGAAUGAAGGAACUCAGUUUAAGUAGAAUCAACUUCGACAACGAACAACAUAACACUGUGGUGGCAGCGAAGAAAGCCACGAUUUUCAAUGUUGUUUUGGAAAUGGAGAGAGAUGUGUAGGGUAUACAAGUGCUUUAAAAUUGCCAAAACUUGGUGAGGGCUUCCCUUAACUUCCUUUCACCUCCCCAAAUCUUCACAACAACCUUCUGUAAUACUCAAAAUGGAAAAGUACACGAGGAGUGCAACAAAGCUCCUGUUUGUAAUGUUCCUCGUUCGUGUCCGAGGCGAAUGGGAGACAAACGUACCAACUGCAACCCAGUGUUUGAUGAGUCGUUGAAGGAAGCACAGCAACUGGGUGUGGUGAGAGCUGAGAUAAGACCGAGAACGUUUUUGCCUAUGUUCCGUGUUACAUGAAGACAUUGGAGGCAACGGCUCGUCAGUUGUGGUGACAGACAGCCAGGAUGGAGAUGUGUUCAAGGAACUACUGCCCGUCGGCAGGCCAGCCGUUUGAUACGUCUGAUUUCCCACAUUGCAAUGGACAAAGAGGUGCAGAAUACCUGGCAUUGGUGUCAAGCUUUGUUUCCAAACAUAGACACAAGAGAAUGACCUUAAAGAAUCCAGCUGAUUCCACAUUCAUAGUGGGAGACCUGGAGGACACCAUUUACAGAGGCGAGGUUGAUGAGGUGAACGGGUGGGGAAAAUUUUACCUUCCCAACAUAGUAAACAUGCAGGUCGUAGGUGUAGUGGAGGGCACCUCAUGCCCGUGUGACCAGCUUGUUCUGAUGACCUGUGAGGACAAAAAGCUGUAUGCCUAUGAUGGAGAGGAGCUGCAUCUGGUGGCUUCAAGCCUGGAGCAGCUACGUUACAAGGAAAUAGAGUAUCCAGCCUCCAAGAGCUAUUACAACGGGGAGGCCUUCAAAGAUAUGACCAAGGAGGACUGGGCAAAAGUGAGGAAUGGCAAAGCGGGGAAGAGGUUGGACAAAGAGCAUCAUGAACUGGUGAUAUCAAUAAAGUCAAGUUUCCUGGAGAAUCUCAAAAUUUCCAGACAACGCGCAGGUGGGUAUCAUCAUCUUUGGUGCAGGGAUAAAAUCAAGGUUGUAAUCCUAAAAGAAAGAUUUUCUUUGUAAAGCCAAAGCCAAUUUGAAACUUUGAGUGAAGGUCUGUUAAGGCACGAUUCAGUUUUUACAUUCAUGUAUGUGGAUCUUGAUAGCCUGUUAAAUAACUGCAAUGGUAGUAAUCUGUACCUGCCUCUUUCGGUUGUGUCUUGUAUGGAAUAAUAUAUCAUUCACUAAGAUGUGCUUGAAAGUCAGGCUUUGUAAACUUAUACAUUUUCCUUGUUGUGAGCCCUGUUCUGAAAGCCUGCGAUUAAGUUUCAGUUUUCUUGGAACCACAACAACCAUUGGAGUUGACUAGGUAGUUACGUGUUAUGUCAUAUGACAGUGACGCACUGCAGCCAAGAGACUGAUCAUCUUCAUGACUUCACAGAACCUGGGCCCUGUCUCAAAAAACAAGAUCAGUUUACUCAGGCUGUCCUUGAAGUAUAAGAACCCAUGGAUGUGAAGAGGCAGUGUUUGCAACAAACCAGUCAUAUGCUACAUUCUGUACUGAGCGAUCUUAACUUUUUUCCCCUCUCUCUCUCUCUCUCUCUCUGUUUCCCUU
Messenger RNA from Xiphias gladius (swordfish), 1676 nucleotides. RefSeq lists its product as uncharacterized. Bases 479 to 1144 code for a protein of 221 amino acids. NCBI's taxonomy places the organism in Eukaryota, Metazoa, Chordata, Actinopteri, Istiophoriformes, Xiphiidae. The record is from RefSeq and is a predicted model, not a curated record. The transcript is spliced from 5 exons.